CGCUCUGCUGACGAGCCGUUGGUUGUGGAAACAGCUGGUUGUUUCAGUCAGCGAACUCCGCUCGGGAUUGAAAGCGAUUUAGUGCAAACGAAAGUUAAAAUUAGAAUUGAAGCUGAAUGAAAUCAGUCCGGGUUGGGUCCCCGCACCUGUUCCGACUGAAACCUGGAGAUGUCAUCCUGUUCGAACUACUCUAAAUCCGGCAGUUAGAGUGAAUUAACUACCUAGCUUUUUAGCGGCGCAGACCACCAAACUGCUGCUGCUAACGGCGGCUAACCCCUCUCCUCCCCUUUAACUGCCACCAGUGCAGUUUUUUUUUUUGCCAAAUGAGAAGCGCUGCCAGCUGCUGAGCUUCUUAACAAUCAAAAAAAAAAGUCAGGUUUGGUUUGUUUUCAACAUGGCUCAUAUUCAUUAUAAGUUUUCGUCCAAACUGAGCUACGACACGGUGGUUUUUGACGGACCGAACAUCUCGCUGACUGACUUGAAGAAGCAGAUCAUGGGCAGGGAGAAGCUCCGAGCCGGGGACUGCGACCUGCAAAUUAUAAACGCACAGACCAAAGAAGAGUUCACGGAAGAUGAUGGUCACAUACCCAAAGGAUCCUCUGUCAUAGUCAGGAGAAUCCCCAUGAUAGGAGGAAAGUCAAGCUCAAACAGCAAGACCAACCACAAAGAAAGAUCAGAUGUCCAGAUUCCCAAUGCCUUUGGAUCCCUUCGAACCGCUAGUGACUCGAGUUCUACUAGGGCUUUGUCAUUUUUCUCCAAGAUGCAGUUGGCUAAUUUAGCGGAAUCUGAUGUCUCAGAAGAAGAUAAGAUCAAAGUAAUGAUGAAUCAGUCAAGCUGUGAUAUGAUGAAGAUGAACUCCAAGCUGUGCCCUGUCCUACCAGAGAACUAUGCCUGUUAUCGCUGUGGAACCACUGGACACCAUAUCAGAAACUGUCCAGUUAGUGUGGAUAAGAAUUUUGAGGCUCCUCCAAGGAUCAAGAAAAGCACUGGAAUCCCCCGUUCCUUCAUGGUUGAGGUGGACGAUCCCAAUAUCAAAGGAGUCAUGCUGACCAGUUGCGGCCGUUAUGCAAUUCCUGCCAUAGAUGCUGAGGCAUAUGCUGUUGGUAAGAAGGAGAAGCCUCCUUUCCUUCCACAAGAGCAACCUAAAUGUGAAGAAAAGGAGGAGCCUCUACCUGAUGAGCUGCUAUGUUUGAUAUGCCGCGACCUGCUUUGUGACGCUGUGGUCAUACCUUGUUGUGCAAACAGCUACUGUGAUGAUUGUAUCCGAACAUCCUUGCUUGAGUCAGAGAACCAUUUAUGCCCUACAUGUGGCCAAUCAGACGUCUCCCCUGACACCUUGAUAGCCAAUAAAUUCCUUAGACAGGCUGUUAACAAUUUUAAAAAAGAAAGGAGCUGCAGCAAAGGCCAGAUAAAUAUGUGUGUCACAUCACAGUCUCAGAAUACAACAUCAAAACCAAACCCUGUCCCCAUUGCAACCCCGUCCAGUGUCCAGAACAAGAUCAAGAAACCUCUCCAGUCACCCUGCACAGAGCAGGAGUCUCCUGAGAACAAGCCAAAGUUGGAAAAAUCACCACCGUCAUCACAAAGUAUUGAUUGCUCUCCUACAAUUCCAGAAUCUAAUCCUUUUGAAACCUCCUCUGAGAAGCCAUCAUCCCAGACUGAGCAGAGCCAGGCCAUGAUAACCAACAGUGAGGAAUUAGAAACGACUGAAGAUAAGUCUGAGGCCAUCGCUCCGUCUGACCUCGUUUCAGGCGAAAGUUCUCCUGUUGCUCCAUCUGAGCUGAUUCCACAGGUGCUGAGACUCAACGUUGGCGAAACGCACAACCAUAAGAGCUCUGUUCCUACUGAAGUUCCUUUGUCUGCUCAGAAAAAAUUUGCAGGAGGGACAGAACAGCUUCAGCCUGUCUGUAUGAAUCAAAUACAAUCCACUUUAGAUUCAGCCACAAGACUCUCUGGAUCAUCAACCUCCAGGGACAGUACCUGCUCCAUUUCCAAUUACCCUGCUGGAAGCUUGACUGAAUCUAGCUUAGAGCAGCGUAAAACCUCCACCUCUUCCUCAUCAUACACUUCAUUACCAGCCACACCUUCCCCUCUCUUUCCCUCCCCUCCGUUCCACACAUUUGUUCCAACCCACCAUCCUCUCACCAGUUACCUCCCUGGAUACCCACCAACCACACCUGCCUGGAAGCUUCCAAUCCCACCUGGAACGCCAAUCCCGUCCCUCUGCUCCUCCUCUCCCACACCCUCAAUCCCUGUUUUGAUCUCCGAGGAGUGGUACAGGUUACAAAGAAAUAAAAAGGAAAGGUCACCACACAAACGGUCUGUUCCUCACUCUGCUUCAAAGUCCUCCAAAUCUAAAUCUUCCCGCUCCUACUCUGGAUCAUCCAGUCGCUCUGGAUCCCGCUCCAGAUCAAGACAUUGCUCUCCUUUCUCCAAUCAAAAGGCUUUCCACAACCACUCUAACCCUUCCAGGUCCUUUGGGUACAAACGGCCUCGUUCUCCCACUCCGUCCUCAUCUUCUUCACCUCCAAGUAGUUCCAACUGUAGAUCCAAGUCGUCCUCAGACCACAGCCGGAUGAGCCACCACCACAGCAAGAGGUCAGCCUUGAGCAGCCAUGGCUCAAAGAGACGAGGGGAGCGCUCAUCCAGGGAGAAGAGAAAAUCCUUAGGUUCUAAGGCUUUGAAUGAUAGAAGAUGCCUGGAGCUGGAGAGGCAGCACUACCUUCUGUGGAAGAGGGAGUACCAAGAAUGGUACAAUAAAUAUAUCAGUAGCUAUAUUAGCCAGUUUCACCAGCUGCCUUUCCCUCCUCCUCCUCCUCCUCCACCACCACCAUAUACUCAAGACUCUUACUACCUAAAACAAGAAGGAGACGCAGUCAGGAAGGGAGAUCGCUCUCCUACAUCUGAGGACUCAAGUCGUUCCCCUCCAUCUCAUUCUUCAAAUGAUCAUCAUUCCCCAAUACGUCAUCCCUCAGGUGACAGCUGCUCCUCUAAAGCCCAUGACUGCCAUUCUUCACCUGCUCAUUCUUCCAAUGACCAACCUUCCAUGUCAUUAGAAAUUGAAGUUCAACCUAAGGAUCAUUUGGAGGAGGGAAAUGAGAAGAAUAGGAAUCUGACACAUUCUUCACCAAAAAGCAGUGAGAAAGUAAAUCUACAAGAAACAAUAACAGGUGACAAUCUACAAACAAAGAAGAAGGAUGAAGACUGUAGUGCUUUCAAAAAAGAACCAAAGAAGAAAAAAUCUGAGAAAUCUCCCUCGUCUGAUUCUUCUGGUUCCAUCAACGUUCUCAGACAGGACAAGAGGCGGCGCAUCACUGAACCAAGCAGCUGCAAGGAUGAUCCAAAAGUAAAGCACACAUCAGUUAAACCUCUUCUGAAACCAGACGAAUGUUUAGACAAAGUAAAGGACAAACGCAAAGAGGAAACUAACUUGAAAAGAGAGCGAGGGUCGAAAAAAGUUAAAAACAGUGAGAAAAAACACAAAGUUCAACCCAUCACAGACACAGAUAGGUUAGACACCAAAGUACAUCCAUACCCUGAAGGCAGCAAGACUCACGACUCAAAAUCAGAGCGGGACAGAAAGAGAAAAAAACAGGAUGAAGAGAGAAAUAGUAAAGACAGGGAUAUUCUUAGUAAGACUAAAAGUGGCAAAUGCCUCCAACCUAAAUCUGCAGAAAAGCCCAAAAGUGUUCAUCGUGAAUCACUAAAGCCGUCUGGCAGAGGAACCCAAAGCACUAAGAAAGAGAGCCCAGCAGCACCUCUGACUAAACAAGACAUCUGGGAAGGAGGGGUGAAGAUGAUUUCUCAGAAGAAGAUAAGCAUCAAUAUCAACUUGGAUGGGAAAAAGAAGGACGACAAGAUUGAAGAGGGCUCUUCCAGUCUGGGAAUCUGUACUGAGGAAGGAGUAGAGUUUGCUUUUACAGAAGAGAAGUUGGAGAAAGAAAAUAAAAAAACAGAAGUUAAUGAAAAAGAAGAACCAAACUCUGGACCUUUGUUACUGGAGAGGCCAUCUCUCUUCCAAGAGAUCAGAGAGUCUGACAUAAAUGCUGUUGACAUGGAGAUAGAAAUUCCUAGAAAGGAUGGAGAGGACCAGAGAGAGGAGGGGGACAUGGAUUUAUGGCACUGUGCUCUAAAAGAACUGAAGGACAGCAAGGAAACAGGAAAGGAAGAAGAGGCGGUGAGAGAAGAUGAUGGCUGCAGAGGUCCCAAACUGCUCCACACACAAGUAGACAGAGGAAGUGUUGGCAGAGAAAACAAAGAUGGAACACAGAAAGAAGAGGCAGAUAGUUUAAGCUCACAGAGAAGCAAAACAAAAAAACCUCUUGAUGAACAAAAUGACACAUCAGAACACAGCAGUGUUUAUGGAUGGAGACAGGAGAGGACAGCAAGGGGAAAGCUACUGGAGGAGGAACCAAAUGCCUGUGCAGAAGUGACACAACAUGAGCCUACACUGGUACCUCGCAUCAAGUGGGAGAAAAAGGAAAAAGACUCGGAUAAAAGCGAAAAGAGAGCAGGACAGCCACCAGAGACAAGGACAGACACUGAGUCAGUAGGAGACAAUAAACAGAAGAGUCUCAGAUCAACAGAGAGAGGGAGAGACGGGAUCAGAGUGACAGUGGAAGGCAGGGGCCAGGAGAAAAGGAAAAACUCUGCUUCUUCUGGGCGCUUUUCUGCUGUGGCGCCCUCUGGUGGCAGUGAGCAAGAAAGGGACAAAGGGAGAAUAAGAGAGCAGGAAAGACGAGAGCAGGAGAUUUCAAAGCAAAGACUGAAGGACGAGGAAAGGAAGAGAGACCCAGAAGUCCUGUUGUCAAAGAGAAAUAUGUCUUCAUCUCACUCUUCUUCUCAUUUCUCGGUUUCAAAAGAUGGAGAGAGGAAAGGCCUUUCAAGAGAAAGUGUCCAGAGUUAUUUUCACAGCAGAACAUCCUCCAGAUCGACCUUUAUGCCUGAUCAACAUUCAGCCAAAAGACACAGAGAAGAAUUCCUGGACUUUGAGAGCAAAGACAAAAACUCUCUCUUUGACUACAAUUAUCACUAUCCUACAGGAGACUACAGUUACAAAGACCGACCCUUAGGGGCUCAGCACUCUCCUCCUACUUACAGCCACCACAGGGAUAGGGGCACACACUCCUAUGGGCCUCCUGCAGGCUCUUACAGAAGCUUUACCGACUGGGAAUUAAUGCAAAGCAAAAGCAGAGAUGAGAGCAGGGUACAGAAAGGAGAGAAGCCAGGGAAGGAGAAGAAUGCUUUAGAUCGCAACAGGGAGAGAGAAAAUCCAGAGGCGGUGGGUGGCCGAGGAGGCGGGAGCUGGAAGGAGGAAAACCCCCAAAGAUUGGAGGAACGACGUCGAUCCAGCAGCAGUAGCAGCAGCAGCGUCCGUUCAUCAGCAAGCCGCCGAAGCAGCAGGGAUUAACAGAGAGAAA
This is a messenger RNA of Cyprinodon tularosa, 5420 nucleotides long. RefSeq names its product E3 ubiquitin-protein ligase RBBP6-like. The record is from RefSeq and is a predicted model, not a curated record. Gene Ontology annotation, cellular component: nucleus. The transcript is spliced from 18 exons. Lineage: Eukaryota; Metazoa; Chordata; Actinopteri; Cyprinodontiformes; Cyprinodontidae. Gene Ontology annotation, molecular function: zinc ion binding; nucleic acid binding; ubiquitin protein ligase activity. Bases 395 to 5410 code for a protein of 1671 amino acids. Gene Ontology annotation, biological process: ubiquitin-dependent protein catabolic process; protein ubiquitination; mRNA processing.